Messenger RNA from Halteromyces radiatus, 1872 nucleotides. Its product is annotated as Rft protein-domain-containing protein. Gene Ontology annotation, biological process: dolichol-linked oligosaccharide biosynthetic process; glycolipid translocation. The record is from RefSeq and is a predicted model, not a curated record. Gene Ontology annotation, cellular component: endoplasmic reticulum membrane. The transcript has 4 exons. Bases 21 to 1721 code for a protein of 566 amino acids. NCBI's taxonomy places the organism in Eukaryota, Fungi, Mucoromycota, Mucoromycetes, Mucorales, Cunninghamellaceae.
UUUUUUUUUUUUUGAAGUCAAUGACACCGAAAAUAGAUAUUAACAAUAGUUCAUCGGAUAACACCAAAAAUGACAAUAAUUUAUUAUCUUCAACUGCUAAAGGUGCCUCCUAUCUUAUCCUUUUACAAUUAAUAUCUCGAAUGCUUACCUUUUUUCUUCAUCAAAUCAUAUUACGUUAUACAACUGCUGAAACUUUUGGUAUUGCUUCAGUCAAACUUGAACUAUUACUUUCUACCAUCUUAUUUAUAUCACGCGAAGGAUAUAGAUGUGCUUUAGUACGUGGUGAUUCAAACAAUAACAACAACAACAAGAAUAACAAAACAAAUAUUGGACCAGUACCUGAAAAUACCCUUGAAGGUCUUGAACAAAAAGUGACCAAUGCUUCAUAUAUUCCUACAGCUUUUGGACUAAUAACAACAUGUUUGGCUUGUAGUUAUUAUCUUUAUACAAUUGAUGAUACAGUGGCAACUUUAUAUCCGUAUUAUCGUAUAUCUGUUAUCUUAUUUGGUGCUGCAGCUUUGAUUGAACUUUGUGUGGAACCUCUAUUUAUUAUGUCAUUGAAUCGUAUGUAUUUUCAAUUACGUGUGACUAUAGAAGGUGUGGCAGUUAUACUUAGAUGUUUGAUUACAUUUGGAUUAACACUAUGGGGUGCAACUGGAUCAGAUAUCGAUGAAAAUACUUUUGGUGUUUUAGCCUUUGCUGUUGCUCAAUUCGUAUUUGGUUUGACUAUAUGUUUGGGUUAUUCUGGUUACUUUUUAUUUAAAGUGAAAAAAGGAGAAAUGACAUUAUCAAGUUUAUUACCAAGAAAAUUGAUUUCUUCCAAUGGCAGGACAUUUUGGUUUGAUUCAACACUGACUACACUAGGAUCUACAUUGACAAAACAAUCUUUAUUGAAACAUAUACUUACUGAAGGUGACAAAAUGUUAGUAUCUGUUUUAAGUUCAGAUGCUGAUCAAGGUGUUUAUGCAUUUGUGGUUAACUAUGGAUCUUUGAUUGUACGUAUUUUAUUUCAGCCAUUAGAAGAGACAGGACGUACAUUAUUUUCUAAAUUAUUGAACAAGAAUGGAAAACAAGAAUCAAAAAAGAUGGCAAAAGAUGUAUUAAUUUUAAUAUUACGAUUUCAUGUGAUACUUGGAUUAAUAUUUAUAAGUUUUGGUACAAAUUAUACAUCAACAUUGAUUGAUCUUUUGGUUGGAAAGAAAUGGUCUCAAGGUGAUGCUCCUUUGGUAUUAUCAUUUUAUUGUAUAUAUGUACCUGUGAUGGGAAUCAAUGGUAUUACUGAAGGAUUUGUUCAAGCUGUAGCAUCAAAAUCUGAUUUGGCAAGAUUAAGUUAUUAUAUGAUAGGAUUCUCUUUUUGUUUUAUGACAGCUGGUAUAUUUUUUAUGUAUAUACUUCAAUUAGGUGCUAUUGGAUUAGUAUUAGCAAAUAUGGUGAAUCUUUGUAUUCGAAUUACUUAUAGUUGGUAUUAUAUAAGAUGGUUCUUUCAAGAAGAAGAAUUUGGAUCUUGGUUACCAAGUGGAACAACAUUAACCUGUUUUGGAAUUAGUUGGAUAUUGACAUUUUUAUCUCAAGAAAAGAUUGGUUGGCAAUCCUUUCAACAAAAGUUAUUACAUAUUGGAAUUGGUUGUAUAUGUUUUUGUUUAGUUUGUCUUGUAUUAUUUUGGAAAGAAAAAGAUUUAAUCCGGGAUAUUCAAAAAUUAACGAAAAAGAAGAAAUCAUGAUGAUUAUUUUAGUUUAUAUGGGGGGAUUGAAAGGAACUUUGGGAACUUUACGUUGUGUAACUUUGUCAGUAAUUCCUGAUUUUUUUUUUUACAUAAAAAUUCAAAAUCCUUCCUUUUUUUUUUUUUCUUUCUUCUUUCUUUACUUUUUUUU